Acanthosepion pharaonis is the source of this 522-nucleotide messenger RNA. NCBI's taxonomy places the organism in Eukaryota, Metazoa, Mollusca, Cephalopoda, Sepiida, Sepiidae. The record is from the annotation of a GenBank genome assembly.
AUGUAUGUAUCUAUCUAUUUCUAUCACUCUCUCUCUCUAUCUAUCUAUCUAUCUAUCAAAAAUUCUAUAAUAAGAUUCAAAUUCCUAGUUACUUUCCACCUAUCCGCUAUCUAUCUAUCUAUCUAUCUAUCUAUCUAUCAAAAAUUCUAUAAGAUUCUAAUUCCUAUUACUUUCCACCAUCGGCUAUCUAUCUAUCUAUCUAUCUAUCUAUCUAUCUAUCUAUCUAUCUAUUUAUCAAAAUUCUAUAAUAAGAUUCAAAUUCCUAUUACUUUCCACCCAUCGGCUAUCAUUCAUUCUAUCUAUCUAUCUAUCUAUCUAUCUAUCUAUAAGAUUCUAAUUCCUAGUUACUUUCCACCCAUCGGCUAUCUAUCUAUCUAUCUAUCUAUCUAUCUAUCUAUCUAUCUAUCUAUCUAUCAAAAAUUCUAUAAUAAGAUUCAAAUUCCUAGUUACUUUCCACCUAUCCGCUAUCUAUCUAUCUAUCUAUCUAUCUAUCUAUCUAUCAAAAAUUCUAUAAGAUUCUAA